AUGACCAUGACUCGAGUCGACACUUCGUCCCGCCUAGCCCACUUGAGGAGGUUGAUGGAAGACCGCAGUGUCCACAUAUACAUUGUUCCGUCCGAGGACAGCCACAGCUCCGAGUACAUUGCCGACUGUGACUCACGGCGAGAAUUCAUCUCGGGCUUCACCGGCUCGGCCGGGUGCGCCGUUGUCACCUCCGAGGCCGCCGCACUCGCCACGGAUGGUCGAUACUUCAACCAAGCGGCCAAGGAGCUCGACAGCAACUGGACCCUGCUAAAGCAGGGCCUCCAGGACGUCCCGACGUGGCAGGAAUGGGCGGCUGAACAGUCUGCCGGUGGAAAGGUAGUCGCCGUCGACCCCACGCUCCUCUCUGGGCCUGCCGCCAAGAAACUCGCCGAACAGGUCCGCAAAGCUGGUGGCUCGGAGCUUCUUCCCCUAGACGAUAACCUGGUUGACAUUGUCUGGGCCAAGGGCCGUCCGCGGCGCCCUUGCCGUGCUGUCACCAUCAUUCCUGAUGGUGUUGCGGGCAAGUCUGUCCACAGCAAGAUUGCUGAGCUACGACAGGAGCUCGCCAAGAAGAACUGCCUUGGCUUCUUCAUUUCCAUGCUCGACGAAGUCGCGUGGCUCUUCAAUCUCCGCGGCAGUGAUAUUCCCUACAAUCCGGUCUUCUUUUCCUAUGCCACAAUCACUCCACACGCGGCCACCCUCUACACUGACGACUCCAAGUUGAGCGAAACGUGCAAGUCGCACCUGUCCAACAACAACGUUCAGGUCAAGCCAUAUGAUGCCUUUCUUAGCGACGCCCGGGGCCAUCUUGCCGAGUUGAGCGAGAAGAGCACGACCCCGGGAGCCGUGGCGCAGCAGACCUUCCUUGUCUCCAAUAAGGGCUCGUGGGCUCUGCAACGUGCUCUGGGGGGUGACGGCUCCGUCGAGGAGAUCCGGAGCCCCGUCGGCGACGCCAAGGCCAUCAAGAACGAGACCGAGAUGGAGGGGAUGCGGGCGUGUCACAUCCGAGAUGGUGCAGCCUUGAUCGAGUUCUUUGCCUGGCUCGAGCAUCAGCUCGUGGUGGAAAAUGCCACGCUGGACGAGGUGCAGGCUGCCGACAAGCUGGAAGAGCUGCGGUCCACCAAGCAGCAUUUUGUUGGCCUAUCGUUUCCCACCAUUUCGGCUACUGGUCCCAACGCCGCCUUGAUUCACUACGGUCCCGAAAGGGGGAGUUGUGCAACCAUUGAUCCGCAGAGCGUGUACUUAUGUGACUCGGGGGCGCAGUUCUUGGAUGGUACCACUGACACGACGCGGACUCUGCACUUUGGCAACCCCUCGGGCGAGGAAAAAAAGGCUUACACUCUGGUGCUCAAGGGGGUCAUAGCACUUGACACGGCCGUUUUCCCAAAAGGCACCACUGGAUUUGCUCUGGACUGCCUAGCUCGUCAGCACCUAUGGAAAACAGGCCUGGACUACCGACAUGGCACCGGACACGGCGUUGGCUCGUACCUGAAUGUUCACGAAGGGCCCAUUGGUAUCGGCACCCGGGUCCAGUAUGCUGAGGUGUCCUUGGCUCACGGCAAUGUGCUCUCCAACGAGCCUGGGUACUACGAGGAUGGCCGGUUCGGCGUCCGCAUUGAGAACGUUAUGCUGGUGAGGGAAGUCGAGACGGACCACUGCUUUGGUGAUAAGCCGUUUCUCGGCUUUUCGCACGUUACCAUGGUGCCCUACUGCCAGAACCUCGUUGAUACGACGCUAUUGACGUCUGCGGAGAAGGAGUGGCUCAAUGCGUACAGCGCCGAAAUUCUGGACAAGACUAGGGGCUUUUUUGAGAACGAUCCGUUGACAAUGGCGUGGCUCAUGAGGGAGACGCGGCCAGUGGAUUAG
Hirsutella rhossiliensis is the source of this 1866-nucleotide messenger RNA. RefSeq names its product metallopeptidase family m24 domain-containing protein. The transcript is spliced from 4 exons. The record is from RefSeq and is a predicted model, not a curated record. NCBI's taxonomy places the organism in Eukaryota, Fungi, Ascomycota, Sordariomycetes, Hypocreales, Ophiocordycipitaceae. Gene Ontology annotation, molecular function: metalloaminopeptidase activity. The coding region runs from base 1 to 1866 and encodes 621 amino acids.